Onthophagus taurus is the source of this 1332-nucleotide messenger RNA. The record is from RefSeq and is a predicted model, not a curated record. Lineage: Eukaryota; Metazoa; Arthropoda; Insecta; Coleoptera; Scarabaeidae.
UCUUGUUUCAUUGGCAAUAAUAAUACUAUUACUUCUUUAUGUCAUUGCAUUAUUAAUUCAAAUAGUGUUAUGGGGAAUAGAUUUAUACUUAAUCUGUAAAUGGGGUAAAUCUUAUGGAGGCAGAUUACGAAAACACGAUGUUCAAUUUGAUGUUACCGAUGAAAAACUUCCAAUAGUAGCAAUGGCCGUUUUAAAUCAUAGUGAUGAUCAAGAAGUGGCUGUUGAACGAGUCAAAAAUGAACUCAUGAAAUUCCAUGGGUCUUCUCACAAAUUAUCUUCUACGGUACGAAGAUGUUUGGGAUAUCCUUAUUACGUUAAAAAACACACAAAAGCGGAAGAUUGUGUUGAAGUGAUUAAAGUAAAUAACAAUAAAACUUUGUCUAAAGAUGAUUUGAUGGAUUAUAUCCAAAAGAACUAUUCUAAAGACGUAAUAAACGGCGAUAAACUUUGGUACGGAAGGAUAUUUGCGCAACCUGUUUCGUGGAAUAAGAAGAGUGAAAAACAUAAACAAAUGGUUAUUAUGUGGGUUUUUAGACAUUGUUUAGCCGAUGGAAUUUCAUUGAUAGCAUUGGUUCAAAAAGUUUUAUAUCGCCAAAAUGCGUUAGAAAAUCCUAAAGUUGAUAUUAAAGUUCCAAAACCAAGUUUGUCGUUAGAUGAUGUUCAUAUGAAUAGAAAUCCUUUCACUUGUGAACAAGAUGAGGACACAUUUAACACAGAAAAAGGAGAACGUCAAAUUGCUAUCAAUUCUGAAGACGAAAUUAAUUAUGUUCCAUUGGUAAAGAAAAUAAAGUCUAAACUAGGUGUAGGAUUUACUGAAGUAUUAACAGCCUGUUUAACAGCAAGUUUAGCCGAAGUUUUAGCUAAGCGAGGAAAAACUAUGGAUAAAUAUACGAUGGGUCUUUUAUUUAGACCUUACGAUGAUGAUUUUGUUAAAAUAAUUAAUGGAACUUACGAUUACAAUAAUUUAUCGAAUAAUUUUACUGCGUUUAUAAUAAGAGUGCCUGUAACUAUGAAGCAAGGAUCGACAAUGAUCGAUAGAAUUAAAGCAAUGGAUUUAGAAGCUAAAAAAGCUAAAACGUCUGUAGAUGCUUUGUUUAAUCACACAUUAACAAAAUAUGGACACUAUAUCCCUCACCCAAUUAUGAAAAGUACCACGAUGUUCAUGAUGAGAAUGUCGGCUGUCGCAAGUAACGUUGGAGCUAUGAGAGAUGGAACUAUUGCCGGAUAUGAAGUUGAAUCAGGAUUAUCAUAUCUCCCUUAUUGUUAUGACACUGGUAUUAUAAUUUUGUGAUGGUAUUUCGAAUGUUUAUUAAAAUGCGAUUUUAUAUAGCU